Schistosoma turkestanicum is the source of this 1173-nucleotide messenger RNA. The record is from the annotation of a GenBank genome assembly. NCBI's taxonomy places the organism in Eukaryota, Metazoa, Platyhelminthes, Trematoda, Strigeidida, Schistosomatidae.
AUGAGUCUUUUUGACGAUCUCCCUGAGCCAAGUGGGGAAUGUACCGAUCUACAUAAAUCUGAGGUAUUAGGAGGGGACCCCAGUUGGAAUGAGUCCGAAUCUUUUGUCAAACUUACUCCAUAUCUUUGUUCUGUUGUCGCAAGAAAAGGCGAGAGACCGGAGAUGCAGGAUUCCCAUAUUGUGGUUGAAAACCUAGUAGAGCUAAUGUAUCGGGGAGUCUCCAAUGAAAUAGCUAGAGUAUGCUAUUUCGCAAUUUUUGAUGGACAUGGAGGAGCAAAAGCAGCCAACUUCGCCUGCAAACGUUUACAUCAACAUAUAGCCUCGCGAUUUCCUCGAGGUGGGAUGCAACAGGUAGAAAAGGAUAUUAAGCGUGUAUUAUACGACUCUUAUAAGAAAACAGAUGAGGAAUUUUUGAGAGAGGCUUGUCAGCAGCGCCCUCACUGGAGAGAUGGUAGUACAGCAGCAACAAUCUUAUUGGUCAAUAACACAUUAUACAUUGCAAAUCUUGGUGACUCAAAAGUUGUCCUAGCCAGAUCCAUUGAAUCCCCGUCUGAAUCUAAUAACCUUAAUGUCAAUGGUGACAAGAUUUUGACUGACUCCAAAUUGAGUGCAAUCUGUCUAACGAAAGACCACAACCCUAUGGACUAUGAGGAACGACAACGUAUUCAAGCUACCGGGGCUUCUGUUCAAAAUGGUCGUGUUAAUAGCAUCUUAGAAGUUAGUCGAUCAUUUGGAGACUACCAAUUUAAGAAACAAGGUGUUACUUGUAUCCCGGAUGUGAAAAAAUGUCAGCUAACGGAUAAUGACCAAUUUUUGUUAAUAGCUUGUGACGGGUUAUGGAAAAGUUUUCCUCCAAAUGAAGCCGUACAUCUCACUCAUCAACUUUUAAUGCGAGAAAUUGAAAACUAUAAAAAUGAACAUGGAUCCCAAAAUGGUCAAUCUACUGAUUUUUCUGCGGUUUUGUCUCAACGGCAUCUGGACUCAGUAUGCACACAUUUGGUUAGUGAAGCUGUUCUUCGUAUGUCAGGUGAUAAUGUGACUUGCAUCUUGUUGGUUUUUCCAACUACCUUUGUUAAAAGACAUUAUUCUACUGAUCUUCGAGAACAUUCGCCUAUCAAUCAGGAUGAUGAUUCUUCAGAACCAAGUUCUAAAAUACCACGAACUGAAAAGUGA